This is a messenger RNA of Penicillium daleae, 1503 nucleotides long. RefSeq names its product glycosyltransferase family 69 protein. The transcript has a single exon. NCBI's taxonomy places the organism in Eukaryota, Fungi, Ascomycota, Eurotiomycetes, Eurotiales, Aspergillaceae. The record is from RefSeq and is a predicted model, not a curated record. The coding region runs from base 1 to 1503 and encodes 500 amino acids.
AUGCCAGCCAGCGUCCAGUCCAGUGAGUAUGAGCUCGAUUCCGAGUCAUUACUAGGCUGGACAAAACGCAACCGGCCUGGCUUUGAAUGGCGACGUCACACCGCCGGCUUGCGCUGGACGAGAAGAAAGCUGCCGGCGCUGUUAACCCGCGUUUUCCUCGUCCUCGCCCGCGCCUUGGGUGUGCUCUUCGGGCUGGGAUUCAGACGCCGAUUUUCUUUCUUCAUUCAGGUCACACUUGGCGGGCUUCUAGUGUUGAUAUGUCUGACUGCAAUAUUUUGGCCAUCAUAUACCCAUUUACCGCCACAUUACAAGACGCUCAGAAACCAAGUGGAAAGAACCGCGUUUCAUGGGCGAGGUAACAUCGAGAACCAGAAGGUCUAUAUUGCCGCUGUUCUCUAUGAUCCUGAUGGAGAAAUCGCGAAUGGAGGAUGGGGACAAGCCCUUCUCAAGCUUAUCGAACUUCUCGGUGAGGAAAAUGUUUUUCUCAGCAUAUAUGAAAACAACAGUGGGCAAGAGGGUGAGAGUGCCCUCCAAACCCUAGCAGAUCAAGUGACGUGCAACAAUUCAAUCGCUUCAGAACAAGGCCUCAGUCUAGGAAACAUACCUAGAGUAGCUGUCCCAGGAGGUGGGAAGCGAAUCAGGCGCAUUGAUUACCUGGCCGAAGUCCGAAACCGUGCUUUGCAACCACUACGGAAUGCCAAUAUGACCUACGACAAACUGUUAUACUUGAACGAUGUCAUCUUCGACCCUGUCGAAGCCCUCCAGCUAUUGUUCUGCACGAAUGCCGACGCAAAUGGCGUAACUCAGUACCGAGCUGCGUGUGCAGUGGACUUCAGUAACGCUUUCAAAUUCUACGACACCUACGCAACUCGCGACAUAGAAGGCUACGGCAUCGGUCUACCUUUCUAUCCUUGGUUUACUACCGCGGGGAGUGCUCAGAGUCGACAAGAUGUACUGGAGGGCAGAGAUUCAGUGCGCGUCCGCAGCUGCUGGGGUGGUAUGGUUGCCUUUGAUGCCAGAUUUUUCCAGGGCCCAAAUCCCGUUCGAUUCCGUGCGGAUGCUGAGCUCUUUUGGGAUGCAUCCGAGUGCUGUAUCAUUCAUGCAGACGUACGGAGUGCAGCACCAGUUUCGGGAGUAUCUCAUGAUUCGGGAUCAUACAUGAACCCUUUCAUUCGGGUCGCUUAUGACUCAAGAAGCCAUUCGUGGCUUUGGACGACUCGGCGUUUCGAGAAGUUAUAUCCAUUCAUUCAUAAUAUCCUGAAUCAUGUGGUCGGAUUUCCGCGAUACAACCCUCGCCGCACCGAGGUUUUUGGCCAGAAGAUCACAGACACUCUUUGGGUACCGGGUGAUGGUGAAGGAGGCCAGGGUGAAGUUCACACAACAGAGCGCGAAGCUGGAAAUGACGGAUUUUGUGGACGUCGUGGAAUGGAAGCCCUCGUUGAAGAUCGAACUUCUGGUCAAGAUGGGUUUGAGCCUGUUAAAGUUCCUACCGGAUUGGUAUAG